AUGCCGCGUGGCAACGACAUCUCCAAUGUGGAACGAAAUUUCGUUCUAGAUUCUCUGGCACAAGGUCUUCGCGUCGAUGGGCGAGGUAUUCACGACUUUCGGAAGAUCAAUGUCAACUUUGGAACUGAGUAUGGGAGCGCAACGGUGACGUUGGGCAAGACCAGAAUAUUGAUCCAAAUCUCGGCUGAAGUCACCAAACCGUUGGAAGACAGGAAAUUCGAUGGCGUCUUCACCAUUAACACAGAGCUGAGCCCGAUAGCAUCAGCCAGCUUUGAUGUCGGACGGCCAUCGGAACAAGAAGUCAUCCUUGGCCGCAUCCUAGAGAAGGCAAUCAGACAAUCACGAGCUAUCGAUACGGAAGCAUUGUGCAUUAUAUCGGGCGCCAAGUGCUGGUCGAUUCGGGCAGAUGUACAUGUACUGGAUGCUGACGGAGGCCUGAUCGAUGCGUCGUGUAUCGGCAUCAUGGCGGCUCUACGACACUUCCGCCGCCCUGAGGUGGCAGUCAACGGCGAGGAUGUGACCAUCUACACUAUUGCUGAACGCACGCCCGUACCCUUGAGCAUCAUGCAUAAUCCGGUCUGCCUCACGUUCAGCUUUUACCACAGCGGAGAUAGUGUGGUGCUUGAUGCGGAUGGCAGGGAAGAGCAGUGUAGUGAGGCGGAGAUGAUCUUGACUGCGAACGAUUUCGAGCUUUGUCAAAUCGCUAAGCUGGGUGGUGUAUCGGUUGAGCCAACUGAGAUGCUCAAGUUGAGCAUGCUAGCACUCACGAAGGCCAAGGAGAUCAAUGCCAUGAUUUCGCAGAAGUUGGCUGAAGACACUACGAAGCGCGAUGUGGCAGGGUUAAUAGGCGAACUGAGUGCAGAGAACGAGCGAUGA
Messenger RNA from Cyphellophora europaea CBS 101466, 876 nucleotides. RefSeq lists its product as uncharacterized. The transcript is spliced from 3 exons. Gene Ontology annotation, biological process: U5 snRNA 3'-end processing; nuclear mRNA surveillance; U4 snRNA 3'-end processing. The record is from RefSeq and is a predicted model, not a curated record. Bases 1 to 876 code for a protein of 291 amino acids. Gene Ontology annotation, cellular component: cytoplasmic exosome (RNase complex); nuclear exosome (RNase complex). NCBI's taxonomy places the organism in Eukaryota, Fungi, Ascomycota, Eurotiomycetes, Chaetothyriales, Cyphellophoraceae.